AUGUUCCAUCACCAAAUUGAGAAAGAUUCAGCUUCAUCUUCAAGUAGCACCACCAAACUUGUUGUUCCUUUUGUUGAUCUUGCUGAUAUUCAUCUAGAUCCAACAAGAAGAAAAACAGUUGUUGAGAAAAUUAGAGAAGCAUCUGAGACAUGGAGUUUCUUUCAAGUUGUUAAUCAUGGAAUAGAUAUUACUGUUUUGGAUGAGAUGAAGAAUGGAGUUAUUAAUUUCUUUGACUUUAUCACCGUGCUUCUACAAUAUCAUAUUGGCGGCCUCCAAAUUCUUCACGAGAAUAAUUGGGUUGAUAAGCACGGACACUUCUAG
This is a messenger RNA of Vicia villosa (hairy vetch), 321 nucleotides long. Its product is annotated as 1-aminocyclopropane-1-carboxylate oxidase homolog 12-like. The record is from RefSeq and is a predicted model, not a curated record. The transcript has a single exon. Lineage: Eukaryota; Viridiplantae; Streptophyta; Magnoliopsida; Fabales; Fabaceae. Bases 1 to 321 code for a protein of 106 amino acids.